AUGACGGAGAUGAAGAAGGAGGCACUGGAGCUCUCGGCUCUGAGAAGGGAAAAUGCUAACUUGAGAGAAGAGAUAAGAACACAUAUCCCUUCCCAAACUACACCCAUCAUCCAGGAUCAGGGGGAAUCUUCGGCGUUGCAAGAGAAAUCAAAGCAGCUGCCUGAUAAUUGGAGAGGCCUAACAAUAGACAAGUAUGAUGGCACAUCUGAUCCUGGGGAACAUCUAGAUGUCUUUAUAACCCAAGUCGGUUUGUACACCGAGAAUGAUUCCUUAUGGUGUAGGAUUUUUCCCACCUCACUCCGAGGGCCUGCACUCAGUUGGUUCACCCGACUCUCCCCUUCAUCCAUCAACUCUUUUGCAACACUCGCAAGAUGGUUCAACUUACAGUUCACCACAAGCCGACCUCAUCCCUUAACAUCUCUGGCGCUGGUCAAUAUUUGCCAAGAAAAGGGAGAGUCACUUAGAGCAUUCAUGGAACGGUUUGGCAAAGUGACCUUGUUGAUUCAUAAUUUGGAACCAGCAGUGGCUAUGCACUACCUCACAACGACACUAAAGUUAGGACCUUUUGUCAAUAGCAUCUGCAAAAAACCACCUGUCGACCUAAACGAGUUAAGAAGUCGGGCUGCAAAGUAUAUGCAGAUGGAAGAGUUGUCUGAAUACCGAAACCAGGUGUGGAUGGACCAAGGGUCUAAUUCAAAAAAUACAGACAUGAGAGAAACUUUCAAGGCUAGGCAGGAAAAUAAGGAGAGAAAAAAUGAGCUUGAAAGGCCAACUAGGGGACCUAAAUAUCCUUCCUACACUACGCUCAAUACCAAUCGGUCUAGAGUACUUGACCAGGCAUUGGCCACAGAAAUAUUGAGAAUGCCUAUGCCAACACUCCUCCUCGGGCAGACAAAAGCAAGGCUUGCCGCUAUCAUCAAAACAGGGGUCACACCACCGAAGAGUGCACAGCGCUGA
Molecule: messenger RNA, 957 nt
Organism: Abrus precatorius (Indian licorice)
Lineage: Eukaryota; Viridiplantae; Streptophyta; Magnoliopsida; Fabales; Fabaceae
Exons: 2
Coding region: 1-957 (318 amino acids)
Source: RefSeq, a predicted model, not a curated record